This is a messenger RNA of Pestalotiopsis fici W106-1, 963 nucleotides long. RefSeq lists its product as uncharacterized. Gene Ontology annotation, cellular component: catalytic step 2 spliceosome. Lineage: Eukaryota; Fungi; Ascomycota; Sordariomycetes; Amphisphaeriales; Sporocadaceae. Bases 1 to 963 code for a protein of 320 amino acids. The transcript has 3 exons. The record is from RefSeq and is a predicted model, not a curated record.
AUGUCGCAGGACCCUGCUACUGCUACUGCUGCUUCUUUGGAUGCCUCGCCCACUACACAGAAGCGCAAGGCAUCCUCGCCUGGACCGGUUGGUAAUGGUGGCCAUGAGAGAUCUGUCUCGCCCAAGCGGCAGCGCCGAGAAUCCGAGUCCGAGUCCAUUCGCAAUGGCGCAAAUGGAAGGGCGGCGACGUCACCCACAACAACCGACCGCCGACAGAGCGCAUCGAUAGAAGAGAAGCGUCGCGGCAAGCGGCUGUUUGGCGGCCUGCUGAGUACACUUAGUCAGACGAACAAGAGCUCAUCCCAGCAGCGAAAGAGACACGACGUUGAGCGGCGACAGCAGGCAAGAGUCUCGCAGCAAAAGACAGAGGACGAUGCGCACCGCGAGGCUCGACUAGCCAAGCUCAAGGCGACGAGGCAACGGGAGCAGAUUGCUUGGGAGGAGCGAGUUCUGCGGACGAAACAUGACCAUGUCACCAACACGGCGCGCUUUCUCCAAACCGAAUCUGAGCCCAAGAUCUACUAUCUUCCUUGGGAGUUGACAUCAAGACAAGAAGCUCUCAUCAAGGACCAGAUCCGCGAUGCAGACGAAUUGGUUGAGAAAGAAACGCGUGAGUUCAAGCAAAGGAAAGCGCAGAGACUGACUGCUCUUGGUGUCCCUCCCUCCAAGCCAGACUCUGAGCAUGUACCUGUAUCUGAACCUGCACCCGUCCCCGCACCUGAUUCUGGCCCUGAGUCACAAACAGCCUCUGCGGACCCAACAGCGGAGCCACCCACGAGCAUACCGGGUAAAGUUGACAUUGAACUCGUGUCUGAUCAUUCCACUCAUCGUGAUAACCCUACUGAGACUGCUGACGGACAUGUUACCGAUCAUGCCAGCAAGGCUGGUCUUCACCAGGAAAGAGACAAUGAUGACACUGAGGACAUCAUAAUUAAGGGAGAUGAAGACACCGUCAUCUACUAA